AUGACUGCAGACACGAUGAAAAUACUGUGCCCAGACGCAGGAUACUUGAACCACAUGCCUGGACACAUCUACAUGCUGCGUGCCCUGUACGAAAAGGCCAUGACGGCCAGCGAGGCGGCUAUUCGCGCCGACGACGGGCCGAACGACUUCUUUAUUACUGGCUCGGCGACACGACAUUCACCUGAUGUCACGACGGCGAUGCAGCAUUACGCGCGAGGCGUUGCAUGCGCUUCCAUGAAGCAGACGGAAGACACUGAGCGGGAGAGACAACGCUUCCAGGAUCUCCAGCGUGUACCUCCCGCACGACGGUUCCUGAACAACCCCGGCGGUCGAUGUGCUCGGCGUGGCAAAAAGCAGGCUGGGCGGCUAGCUGGGUUAACACAGGGCAACUAUGCAGAGGCGCACGACCACUUGCGCGAGGCUGUGAGAAGGGACGACAAUCUUGGAUACGCCGGGCCGUAG
Molecule: messenger RNA, 462 nt
Organism: Metarhizium acridum CQMa 102
Lineage: Eukaryota; Fungi; Ascomycota; Sordariomycetes; Hypocreales; Clavicipitaceae
Source: RefSeq, a predicted model, not a curated record